AUGGCGACUGUUACUCCAGAAGUGACAGAAGCGGCAAUAGCGGCCGGUAUUCACAAGGAUACCGAGAAGAGGGCCAAUGAGGCAAUCAUAUCAUCCGCCGCCCCCGGAUCGACAACUGCAGAGCUUGCGAAGGCUGUUCCCCUUGAACAGCGAUCCAAUGUGCCCGGUACUUUCCCAGAGACUCCUGGACAAGAAGCAGGAACGUUUUCCGUCAACCCUAUCCCGGCUUCUGGUACCAGCGGCAAUCCAAUUAGUCUGAAACCUGGUGAGAAGGUACCCGACCCCAGCACUUUCACCAGCAACACUGUCCAGUCUACUGCUCGGACAGAUCCUACCGGUUAUACGCAGGAUCCCAGUGCUGCUACUGUUCUCGAGCCCGUGGGUGAGCCCAGUCAGAGAUUCAGAGAUCCUGGUGUUACCAUUCAGUCUGCAGCACCCACCUCCACAACCGCCGCUCUUGCUGCUUCUGUCCCACUCGAGUCCCAGAGGCCCCACGGGGCCGCCGAGGGUGUAGCCGAUGAGGUCCCGAAAGUCGUGAGGGAAUCGAUCGCUGAGUCCCACAGAGACCCCGAGGCCGCUGCAAACAAGGAGGCUGUCGAAGAGAAGAAGGAAAUGGAGAAUGAACUCCAAAAACGAGUCACCAGGGAUGAGUCUUGUGGUACACCUGCUCCGAGCAUCUCUGCUGUAAUUGGUUCAACUCAAACGAGCGGCGGAGCACCUGCCGAUGAAGUACCUGAACCAGUGAAGCACUCCAUUGCCGAAGCUCACAAGGACCCCGAGGCCGCUGCUAAUCCAGAGGCCGUCGAGGAGAAGAAGGAGAUGGAGGAUGAGCUGCAGAAGACAGUCCCCAGGGAAGAACAUGCUGGCGCGCCUGCUCCCACUGCCACUGCCGCCACCACUGAAAGCGCUCCUCGAGCCACAGGCGUUGAGCCUCAAUCGCAGCCAUUGUCUCCCGGUGCCGGCUCCCCUCAAGGCCCUACCGUUACCACCGGUGUUGCUUCAGCGAAGGCCCCGGAAGUUUCUGGUCCUGGAGCUGGUGCCAGAACAGGUCAAAGUGAGGGCUCCACAACAGUUAUGCCUAGCUCAAUUCCCGAUAAAGCUGUCGGUCCUUCUGAGCGCCAGACCGAAGGAACCCCGGCCCCUUCACAACCCACGGCUGCUCCCGCCACUACUUCUCCUCAGGUACAGACAGCAGGCACCACUAACGGUCCAUCCAAGCCAGCCGGCCAACGCAACGGCCUGAGGAAUGAAAUGAAGGAGGAGAAGAAGAAAAAGAAGAGUUUCUGGUCCCGGCUCAAGGACAAGCUCAAGUAG
Messenger RNA from Aspergillus fumigatus Af293, 1314 nucleotides. RefSeq names its product carbohydrate-binding module family 48 protein. Lineage: Eukaryota; Fungi; Ascomycota; Eurotiomycetes; Eurotiales; Aspergillaceae. The record is from RefSeq and is a predicted model, not a curated record.